This is a messenger RNA of Scheffersomyces stipitis CBS 6054, 909 nucleotides long. RefSeq names its product aldo/keto reductase (gene AKR4). The transcript has a single exon. Bases 1 to 909 code for a protein of 302 amino acids. Gene Ontology annotation, cellular component: cytosol. The record is from RefSeq and is a predicted model, not a curated record. Lineage: Eukaryota; Fungi; Ascomycota; Pichiomycetes; Serinales; Debaryomycetaceae. Gene Ontology annotation, molecular function: aldose reductase (NADPH) activity; oxidoreductase activity, acting on NAD(P)H as acceptor.
AUGUCCUUACAAGGUAAAUUUUUCAAGUUAUCCAACGGAAACACCAUCCCAGCUGUGGGCUACGGGACUGGUACCAAAUGGUUCAAGUCCGCCUUAGGUGAUAUCGACACCACUUUGGUUGACACUUUGGUCCAGGCUAUCAAAUUGGGUUUCACCCACAUCGACGGUGCUCAGAUUUACAAGACCUCAAGAGAAAUCGGACUUGCAAUCAAGAAGUCCGGUAUCAAGAGAGAGGACCUCUUCCUCACCGACAAGUUCUUUUCUGGUCCCAGCACUUUGCCCAAGCUGACUUCUCCAAACCCUUACGAUGCUUUGAAGCAGUCCUUGGCCGAAUUCCAGUUGGAGUAUGUCGACUUGUACUUGCUCCACACUCCAUACAUCUCCAAGGAAUCGCACGGCUACGACGUCGUUGAAGCAUGGAACUACUUGGAGAAAUUGCAAGACGAGGGCCUUGUCAAGAACAUCGGUGUCUCCAACUUCGCCGUUGAGGACUUGCAGAAGAUUUUGAACUCGAACCCAAAACACAAACCGGUUGUUAACCAGAUCGAAUACAGUGCUUACUUGCAGAACCAAACCCCAGGCGUGGUUGAGUUCGCUAAGAAGAACGGUAUCUUGAUCGAAGCUUAUGGUCCCUCUGCUCCUAUCACCAAGGGUAAGGGUGGUCCUUUGGAUCCAGUACUUGAGAAGUUGGCCAAGAAGUACAACAAGACCGAGGCACAAAUCAUCUUGAGAUGGGUCUUGGAUACUGGGGUCUUGCCUGUUACCACUUCUUCUAAGGAGGACCGUAUCAAGGCUUUCUUGGAACUCACUGAAUUCAAGUUGGAUGCUGAAGAUGUCAAGGAAAUCUCUGAAGUCGGUAAGGAAAAGAUCUUCAGACAAUUCUUUACUGAAUACAGCAGAUUCGAUUAG